GAGCUGUCGCUCGCGGCGGCGUGGAAGGCGUCCGUGGCGCGGACUACCGAGGAGCUCGCUGCCGCCAGGGCCGAGCUGUUGCACCUCAGGGAGGAGGCCGUGACGAGGACCGCGGGCACAUCUGAGCAGCCGAACGGCAACGAGGCCGCCGCCCACGAGGCCGAGCUCGCCCUGCUGGAGGAGGCGCGGCUCCGGCUGCGCGAGGCGUGCGCCGCCGGGGACGCGGCAUUGCAGGGCGCUCAGGCACGGCGUGCGUAUGCUCACCAGCCUGUAACAUGCCCGCCGGUCGUUGAAAGUAGAUUGCGAAUCUCCGCCUCUCCCCACCCCGCGCUGCCACUCUGAACCGUGCUCCCAGCGGAGUAGCAAACCGCGGCGAGCGUUGAUUUCCGGCUUAGAUACCCGUGAGGGUGAAUCGCAGAGUCCCGCAGGCCAGCCCGUUUUCAGCGUUGAUGAGGAAGCCG
Prorocentrum cordatum is the source of this 461-nucleotide messenger RNA. Lineage: Eukaryota; Dinophyceae; Prorocentrales; Prorocentraceae. The record is from the annotation of a GenBank genome assembly.